AUGGGAGAAUGUAUGGUAAGGGAGGUUGUCGAGUGGAUCUAUCAAGUUAAUACAGGUCGAGAUGAGCAGUUUUCGGUUAAUUUGAGGGAACAAACGUGCAGCUGCAGGAGAUGGAUGUUGGCGAGGUUAUCCUGUCCACAAGCGAUUGCUGCUAUAGAGACGAUAUCAGAGAACGUGGAUAGUUUCGUCUCCAAUAUAUACUCCAAGGCAACGUUCCAACAGAUCUACGCCCCCAUCAUCUACCCGGUGCUGGGUCCGCAGCUAUGGAAGAGGACCAAGUAUCCUGAUAUUGUGCUACCCGAGAUAACCAAACUGCCUGGACAUCCCAAGGGUGCUAGACAGAAAACCGUUGAAGAGGCAAGACAAAUGACAAGAGCGAAGGCUCGGGCAGCCCGCAUAGUGAAGCUAUCCAAGUCGGACAUUGAGAAGAUAAUGGAGAAAUUUAGGAAACCGGGCGACGACGAUGUCUGA
Salvia splendens (bonfire salvia) is the source of this 471-nucleotide messenger RNA. RefSeq lists its product as uncharacterized. NCBI's taxonomy places the organism in Eukaryota, Viridiplantae, Streptophyta, Magnoliopsida, Lamiales, Lamiaceae. The transcript has 2 exons. Gene Ontology annotation, molecular function: zinc ion binding. The coding region runs from base 1 to 471 and encodes 156 amino acids. The record is from RefSeq and is a predicted model, not a curated record.